AUCCUCUAGAAACCUCUAACCUUUAUAACAUUUUAAUAUAAAAAAACAGCUUCACCAUUAACAUUAACAAUUUUCCAUUUCUCAAUCUAUGGCAAGAUACAAUAAUAAUAGCUACUACAACUUUUGGGAAUAUUCCACUUUCCCAAUUCACCUCUGUUUCUUUAUGUUAAUCCUUUUCUUGGUGUUAACAUUUUCAUGGUACAUAAACUAUGAAUCCAUGUACGAGGAUAUGUUUAUUCAGGUGAAGAUUUUGUUGUCUCUUGUUCCACUUAUAUUGUUGUUGACUGUUCACUGUCUCUCUAGUGGAGGAUCGUUCCCUUUACAAUUGCCAGAGGAGAGGGAGUCUUUGCAUAGAGCUGGUGGGUCCCCUUGGGGAGUGGCACUCUUGCUUGUUUUUCUUUUGUUCAUGAUGUCUUAUCAAUCUUCUUUUCAUCAACGUUGGUUUCCUUUGCUUACCAGAUAAAGAAAAUCUCAUCAAUUCUCUAAGUAGGCAGUGUGAGUGUGAGUGUGAACUCUCUUGUAAUAUUUUUCAUAGAAUAAUCUUUUUUAAUCAAGUCUAUUAACAAAUUUGUUUUCCUUU
Messenger RNA from Cicer arietinum (chickpea), 580 nucleotides. Lineage: Eukaryota; Viridiplantae; Streptophyta; Magnoliopsida; Fabales; Fabaceae. The record is from RefSeq and is a predicted model, not a curated record.